AUACGCAGAGAAGUCACACAAUUCAGUUGGGAAGAUUCCAAAGACUCGUGAUUUUAUUCUAGGUUGAGUCUUGGAGAAAGUUGUGACAUAGCAAGUUGAUAUUCGAAUGUUAUUUAUUUCCAACAUUGGUUAUUCUGAGCUUUUCUUUUCAAAUCACACAAUGUAAAGUAGAGACCAUAAACCAAAAUUUGGGUUUAUGUAUGUAUGACUUUGGUAUUGAACAGAUAGGACCAAUGACGCAUCAAACGUUGGUUUCAUGCCAAGGGAUGUGUUCGCUCAGAUUCUCUGCCCAUUGAUGUGAUAACGCUGGCGUCAACAGUUCUUUUAAAUAUUUUGAGGCGGAUCCGUCAGCUGAGGAAGGCAUUUCUUUCGGAAUUUGCGCAGCAUUAGAAUGAGAUUCGAGCUGGGGAGCUAGAGUCGUUCCAAAUGGAAUUACAAAUCAAAUGGAUUUGAUUGAGACCCUAAAAUCGACAUUGUUUGUCAAGAAGCCGCUGCGCCUGACGCCGCAGAGGGAGUUCAUCAAGUCUCUGAUAAGCAUCGGAAAGCAGCUGGCCACACUGCCCACCAAGGAGCAGAAGACCUGGCAGCUCAUCUCAGAGCUGUCACAACUCAACCACAAGCUGCCCGCCCGCGUCUGGCUGCCCACUGCAGCCUUUGACCACCACGUGGUGCGCAUGCCCCACACACAGGCCGUGGUGCUCAACUCCAAAGACAAGGCCCCAUACAUCAUCUACGUGGAGGUGCUGGAGUGCGAGAGGUUCGAGACAUCCGGCAUUCCCCUGCGCAUCCCAGAAACGCGCAUCCGCAGUGCCCGCUCUGCGGACAACCUCCUCCCGGAGUGCAUUGGCAUUACAGCCGAGCAGCGCGCCGUCAGCUUCUCCACUGUGCCCAACUACGACAACGACGACGAGGCCUGGUCCGUGGAUGACAUUGGCGAGCUGGAAGUGGAGCUCCCAGAAGGCCACACCAGUAGCAGUGACAACAUUUCCCAGUUCUCUGUGGACAGCAUCACCAGCACGGAGAGCAAGGAGCCUGUCUUCAUCGCCGCCGGCGACAUCAGGCGACGUCUGUCAGAGAACCUGGCCCACACCCCCACAACGUUCCGGAAAGAUCCAGAGGACCCGUCCGCUGUGGCGCUCAAGGAGCCCUGGAAGGAGAAAGUCAGGCGGAUAAGGGAGGGCUCCCCUUACGGUCACCUGCCAAACUGGCGGCUGCUGUCAGUCAUCGUGAAGUGUGGGGACGACCUGAGGCAAGAGCUAUUGGCCUUCCAGGUGCUCAGCCAGCUACAGUCCAUCUGGGAGCAGGAGCGCGUCCCCCUGUGGAUCAAGCCCUAUAAGAUCCUGGUGAUGUCAUCAGACAGCGGGAUGAUUGAGCCUGUGCUGAACGCUGUGUCUCUGCACCAGGUGAGGAAGCAGAGCCAGCUGUCUCUGCUGGAUUACUUCCUGCAGGAGCAUGGCAGUUACACCAACGAGGCCUUCCUCACCGCCCGACGCAACUUUGUGGAGAGCUGCGCCGGCUACAGUCUCAUCUGCUACCUGCUGCAGGUUAAAGACAGACACAAUGGAAACAUCCUCCUAGACUCGGAGGGCCACAUCAUCCACAUUGACUUUGGCUUCAUCCUGUCCAGCUCUCCCAGGAACCUGGGCUUUGAGACCUCUGCUUUUAAGCUCACCAGCGAAUUUGUGGAUGUGAUGGGAGGCCUGGAUGAAGACAUGUUCAACUACUACAAGGUGCUGAUGCUCCAGGGCCUGAUAGCUGCUCGCAAACACAUGGAGAAAGUGGUCCAAAUAGUGGAGAUCAUGCAGCAAGGCUCUCACCUGCCCUGCUUCCAUGGCUCCAGCACCAUCCGCCACCUGAAGGAGCGUUUCCACAUGAGCCUGACGGAGGAGCAGCUACAGGUGCUGGUGGAGCAGAUGGUGGAUGGCUCCAUGCGCUCCAUCACCACCAAGCUUUACGACGGCUUCCAGUACUUCACCAACGGCAUCAUGUGAACAGUUCCACACCAAACUCUACCACAUGGGACAACCACAUGUGCGAGCAAGCGAACAUGCAUAUGAAGAUGGUGGCAACCUGUGCAUAUGGACUCACGCAUGUGUGCUUGCCAUAGCAGCACAUUUAGGAAAAUGGACUCUUGUAUAGACAAGUGCAACAAGGUCCUGUUUGCGAACUAUGUAUGUUCUUUGUCUUAGACGGACCUCUGUUUUCCUCCCUCCUUGUUUUGGCCUUGUGGAGGGGGGAGUCCGCACCUUCUCUCCCUCUUGUCCUCCUAUCCAUAGGACUUUUAGCGCAUUGACUGUUCUAAAACGAGGCAUAACGCACAUUUCAAAUCACACACGAAAAUGAUUAAGUAUCAAUAUCGGAGGAGGUACUUAAUUGAAAAGGGGGAGGGGCAAAACUGGAGAGGGAGUGGUCUAUAUUCAGAGGAGCCAAGAAGACUUUUAUCAGAAUGGAUAGAAGACGAAUAACUGUGGACCAAUUGUGCAAGAGCGUCACAAAGCAGUCCAUAUUGAAUAUAUUGACUUAUUUUUGUUCUUAGAGAGCAAAAUGGACUUUGAGAAGCCACUGUGUAAUGACAAAGAAAGCACAAGACAUAUCAUUUGCAAAGGUUUUCUAAUGGACAUUUUCUUUGUUCUCUGAAAAUUCCUAUGGUUAUCAAGAAUGAGCCAGCCCGAAGAGAGGGGGGGGGACUAUUAAAAACCAUUGGUGUAAGGAGUGUUAUCUGUCAGGGAAAACAACUCCUUAAUUCAAAAUUUAAACCUUUGAUUAUGUUUAAACUGGAAAGUUGUGAACUAGGACCAACUCAUCUCUUAUUAGGGGUCCAAGCAUAUGCAGCAAAGCUGCUGGUUGUAUGUGUUUUUGUUCCCAUCCUUGAUAACAGGUGGAGUUUCAUUUCAAUCUGGGUUUUGGACAACUGGGGCUCGUUCAGUAGAGCACAUCUGUAACACAUUUAGUGUUAUAGAUAGAAAUACCAUGAAAUAGAAAGUUCUUUAUCUCAGUUCUCCAUGGACUCUUGUCCUUACUGAAUAGGCAUCACGAAAGGGCAGAGUGUUUUACCAUUUAAUAUGCCGACUGUGUUAUACCAACAUGCAUCAUGUAGAACUUUGCUUUGCUUGUUUCACUCUUUAAACCACCAUACUUGAAGGAACGCUAGCAUAGUGAUGAGCCUCAUGCACUUGAGUUAUGUUGAACCAAAAUGGCUACCUGUGGUUAAAUUUAUGCAAACACUCAACAUUGAUGUUCCACUAAUUUCUAACAAUGUGAUUAUUAAUGCAUUAUUGUUGUAUGGUUCGUUAACUUAGGUUGCAUAUUUAAAGAAUGCUCAACACUUUCCUCUCUGGUUGGCUCAGAUGCAUUACUGUGAAUAACUUGGGCCGAUCUAGAGAGAGGGUUGUCCUUGAGCAGAUUAUGUAAAUAAUGGGAGUGAUUUCUCAUUCCUCUCCGUUUGUCUUGGUCUGUUUUUCAUUUCUCCUUUUUGUUUUGAACAGUAUGAGCUCACUAUCACAAGUCAACUUCCUUCAUGUUUUUUCUUAUACUCAACUUUUUUUUUCCCCCUUGCGGUCUCAAACACAUAUGUAUUGAAGAGAGUGGUUUCAAGAGCUACAUGCUUGGAUAGCCUAUAACUUAUAUUACCUGCUCAUGUUUGAAAGCUGAGUCAUUGGUGGGGGGGCUUUUGUGUGUAGCAAAAGUGACAACUUUUCUCUCAUGCAGUCAUUCCUGUGAGAACCGAUGACUUGAUGUCUGAGCGGUGCAACUUUUAUCAUUGCAACAGUUGGGACAAGGGCAUGCAGGUCAUGUACCCAGGAAGUGCUUUUAUCAGAAGUUUAACACUCCCGCCGACUCUUCUCUAAACACUACUACUGCAUUGCUUUUCCCUUCAUUCAUUCCUAACCUUAUUCUAUAAAGUGCAUUUUUAUCUUUGCUGGAGUGGGUGCUGUCCGUCAAACCUUGUGUUGAUGUCUCCCCAUUGAGAAGCAGAAUUUUGACCUUGUCCAGUGUCACACCAGGUACAUGCUUGUCCAUUCAGAUGACACUGAGGCCAAGGCCUAAAUUCAGUGCAGAACGAUGUUCAGACCGCUCCAGAUAAAUCUAUUGUAUAGAAAGUGAUGUCUGCUCUAUAUAAAUGUUUGCCUUCUGAGUUCUGAACAUUUGUGCCCUCCUGAAAGAGGGUUUUAUACAGAAUUGGUCCACACCAAGCAAAACAUUUUUCCCAGUAAUUAACUAUGGUUGAUAUGGAGUGCCUUUGUCCUUGAUACUAAAGACAUUUAAAAUGUACAGGGGAAGCAAUUGUCCACUUUACAUUGUAUCAAAACACUUAAGCUUCCUGAUUGUUUAACUUUUCAUUUGUGGUUGAGACUAAAUGCAUGACUCAUUCAAUAAAUCAAAUUGUUUUUUAACGUG
Molecule: messenger RNA, 4398 nt
Organism: Oncorhynchus gorbuscha (pink salmon)
Lineage: Eukaryota; Metazoa; Chordata; Actinopteri; Salmoniformes; Salmonidae
Product: phosphatidylinositol 4-kinase beta-like
Exons: 11
Coding region: 444-1991 (515 amino acids)
Biological process (GO): phosphatidylinositol phosphate biosynthetic process; phosphatidylinositol-mediated signaling
Cellular component (GO): cytoplasm; membrane
Molecular function (GO): 1-phosphatidylinositol 4-kinase activity
Source: RefSeq, a predicted model, not a curated record